GUACCGGUGAAGGCACUUGGGCGGAGAAGGAAGCAAAGCAUCGCGCCUGAGAGUUGAUCGCAGUCUGAAGCUUUCGCGUUACAUGUGCGCACUCGGCACAACUCACUCCAGUGUUCAGGCUCGUGCAAACUUUCCCCGCUUUUAGAAUGGCAGAGCCGGCGAACAGCGAUGGAGAGGAGAGGAGCACACCCAUGAGGGGUUUUGCCCGGCAAGGCGCCCUGAGACAGAAGAAUGUUCACGAAGUCAAGAACCACAAGUUUAUCGCUCGCUUCUUCAAGCAGCCUACUUUCUGCAGCCAUUGCACGGACUUUAUCUGGGGUUUUGGGAAACAAGGAUUUCAAUGUCAAGUCUGCUGCUUUGUGGUGCACAAGCGUUGCCAUGAAUUCGUCACCUUCUCCUGCCCGGGAGCAGAUAAGGGUCCCGCAUCAGAUGACCCGCGCAGUAAGCACAAGUUCAAGGUCCACACAUACUCCAGUCCGACCUUCUGUGACCACUGUGGCUCUCUGCUGUACGGCCUCAUCCACCAGGGCAUGAGAUGUGACCACUGCAUGAUGAACAUCCACAAGCGCUGUGUGGCCAACGUGCCGAGUCUGUGUGGGACUGACCAUACCGAGAGGAGGGGCCGCAUCCAAAUCACUGCAGAGAUCAAGAACAAUGUGCUCACCGUCAGCAUUAAAGAGGCAAAGAACCUGGUACCCAUGGACCCCAAUGGCCUCUCUGAUCCCUAUGUCAAACUAAAACUCAUCCCUGACCCCAAGAGCGAGAGCAAACAGAAGACCAAGACCAUCAAGUGCUGCCUGAAUCCCACGUGGAACGAGACCUUCACAUUUAAUCUGAAGGAGUCUGACAAGGACCGCAGGCUGUCUGUGGAGAUCUGGGACUGGGACUUGACCAGCCGGAACGACUUUAUGGGCUCUCUUUCUUUUGGCAUCUCAGAGCUUCAGAAGCAAGGAGUGGACGGAUGGUUUAAGCUGCUCAGUCAGGAAGAGGGCGAGUACUUCAAUGUACCUGUCCCACCUGAGGGAGAAGAGGGCAACGAGGAACUCCGACAGAAGUUUGAGAGAGCUAAAAUCGGUCCAAGCAAAACAGAUGGCUCCUCCUCCAACGCCAUCUCCAAAUUCGACAGCAAUGGCAACCGGGACCGCAUGAAACUGUCCGACUUCAAUUUCCUCAUGGUUCUAGGGAAGGGUAGCUUUGGAAAGGUUAUGUUGGCCGAGAGGAAGGGAGCAGAUGAGCUGUUUGCCAUAAAGAUCCUGAAGAAGGACGUGGUGAUCCAGGAUGAUGAUGUCGAGUGCACUAUGGUGGAGAAGAGAGUGCUGGCUUUGUCAGGAAAACCUCCGUUCCUUACUCAGCUGCACUCCUGCUUUCAAACAAUGGACCGCCUGUACUUUGUCAUGGAAUACAUCAACGGUGGAGAUCUCAUGUACCAUAUCCAGCAGGUCGGCAAGUUUAAGGAGCCCCAUGCUGUGUUUUAUGCUGCAGAAAUUGCCAUAGGCCUGUUCUUCCUGCAUUCAAAGGGUGUUAUUUACAGAGAUCUGAAGUUGGAUAAUGUCAUGCUGGAUGCAGAGGGUCAUAUCAAAAUUGCUGACUUUGGCAUGUGCAAGGAGAACAUGCUUGAUGGAGUCACCACCAAAACCUUUUGUGGGACCCCUGACUACAUCGCCCCUGAGAUCAUCGCCUACCAGCCGUAUGGAAAGUCAGUGGACUGGUGGGCUUUUGGAGUUUUGCUGUAUGAGAUGCUGGCUGGGCAGCCUCCGUUUGAUGGCGAGGAUGAGGAUGAGCUAUUUCAGUCUAUCAUGGAGCACCAUGUUUCCUAUCCCAAAUCCAUGUCCAAGGAGGCUGUGGCCAUCUGUAAAGGGCUGAUGACCAAACACCCAGGCAAGCGUCUGGGCUGUGGUCCGGAAGGUGAGCGAGACAUCAGGGAACAUGGCUUCUUCCGUUACAUGGACUGGGAGAAGCUGGAGCACAGGGAAGUUCAGCCACCAUUUAAACCAAAAGCCCGGAACAGCCGAGAUACCUGCAACUUCGACCGGGAGUUCACAAAAAUGGCCGUGGAGCUCACGCCCACCGACAAGCUGUUUAUCAUGAAUCUAGACCAGGACGAGUUCCUGGGCUUCUCCUACACCAACCCGGAGUACGAGGCUCCUGCUCAGGGUUAAUCGAGCAAGCAUACUGGAGACUGCUGGCCAUGUAUCUCUCUGUCUGCCUGUAUGUGUGUGACAUGUAUGCUCAGGGUCGUGAAAGCUCACUCAUAUUACUGUAACAGGAUUUAACCAAAGGGCUCAGGUGGACCACCUCAGUAUACAGCUGUGCGGUAUCCGACGCAUUUCCAAAGGGGGCCAGAAGUCAGUCUCAGCGUAAUGUUUCCCUCUUCCUGGCAUUCACACAGAGCCGGUAGCCCUCCAGCUUUUUUGAGACUGCAUUGUUGGUGUUUAUACGACGGUAAACGCGGCCUAUGCAACAAACGAGGAACAAACCCCGAGUGAGCAAUUUGAAAAACAACAAUGCCGCCUUCAAUUAUUUAUUUGCGCUUCAUUAUUUUCCCCCCGUUUGGUUUCUAUUUGAGCUGAGCUAAUGUUUAAUUCACUGGCUUAAACCCAUUAUACCAAAAUAUUAUUACCUCCCACACAUGACUUGAGCCGGCGCUCCUGUACGCAGCCUGAAUCCCUGGCAGAAGUGUCCUCACUAUUGUGACAUUCAGGGAGAGGGAAUGAGAAAGACGACAAAGAAAAAAGGUCAUUAUCAUUCAUAACUCUGUAUUUCAGGAAGGAUUCAUAUCACUGGGUUUGGGAAGAGUGGAGAUUUGUAGAGCUACUAGUUCAUAUUCCAGUAUCCUUCAAGAUGAGGAUUAGAAACAGUCGGAUAGAUCAAACGCAGUCGACGCCGUCGUGCAAUACAGAAUUCUAAUAGUACAUAACUGUGUAUCUAUGCACCUUGUAGGAAACACAAUGUGCCAUUUCUUUUUUUUUUUCCAAAGGACUUCGUCGUCCCUGUGAUUUCAAAUGCUUAAUUUGCAUGAUUGCAAUAGUUUGUUUAUCCUCUAGGCAUAAUACUUUCGGACGUAUCUAUCAUUCAAGCGGAAAAAAAAAAAGACUUCAGACGUGAGGUUUUCAAUCACAGAACAAUCAUACAUGCGUUUCUGAAUGCUUGGUCUAGACCGGUCGUAUAUAGCAAUGUGAUUCGAGUCCGCCACCUAUGUGCACUCAUAGGCUUUGUGUAUAUAAUGUAACUAUAAGCACUUUCUGAAAUGACAUGUAUUUCUUAGCACAGUAAAAAGAUAAAGGCGUAAGGUUUUUGCAUGUUCAGAUGUAUUAUCACUACACAUUUUAAUGGCUUGUAAUUUGUCCCUGGCAUCAUUUUGUUUUCUAGUACUCAUGCAUCUCAAAGUUACCUGGUGAAACCUCUAAUGAAAAUGACUUUGAGAUUAGAUAAACAUAAAUCGAUAGCCUUCUCUCUCCUGAAUAAGCGGCGCUGGAUUGAUCCGUUCUGCCCGUUCUUGUACAGAUCCUAACCUCUUAGUGCUGUGUGAGUGUGUGUAUGUAUGUGUGUGUAUAUAGCGGUGCUGUCUCUGUGAGGUGAAUAGUCGCAGUGUUUUGGCUAGCCUUCGUUUUACACCCGCCGUGUGGCCACCGGUAGUGCUAUCCCAUAAUGCUGCACGAGACCCAGUCCAUGCUCCGUCGAACGUUAAGCCGGCGAGUAUUGAUCGGACAAUUAUCAAAAAGAGAAAUAAAAGGCGUAUAUCAGUUGACACUUUAGAGCGUGGGGUGAGCGCAAGGUGAUUUAGAGGGAAAAUUUAGCAGGCUUAAAGGCACACAGUGUCUGGUUAAUUGCCAACCGAACAGUUUAUGUUCGUCUCGGAGGUCAGGCUCCAGGGAUAAAGGAUUGCGAAGUCUCUGAAGCCACAAACACAUAGAUACAGGAUGAGAUGCUAGGUAAAGUGUUAAUGCUAUAACUUCUUGAUGUAUUUAUGAGAGAAUAUGUAAUUUGUUCUA
This is a messenger RNA of Danio aesculapii, 3992 nucleotides long. RefSeq names its product protein kinase C, beta b (gene prkcbb). The coding region runs from base 147 to 2159 and encodes 670 amino acids. The record is from RefSeq and is a predicted model, not a curated record. The transcript is spliced from 17 exons. Gene Ontology annotation, biological process: protein phosphorylation. Gene Ontology annotation, molecular function: zinc ion binding; ATP binding; diacylglycerol-dependent serine/threonine kinase activity. NCBI's taxonomy places the organism in Eukaryota, Metazoa, Chordata, Actinopteri, Cypriniformes, Danionidae.